Molecule: messenger RNA, 1470 nt
Organism: Alosa alosa (allis shad)
Lineage: Eukaryota; Metazoa; Chordata; Actinopteri; Clupeiformes; Clupeidae
Gene: adap2
Product: ArfGAP with dual PH domains 2
Exons: 11
Coding region: 168-1313 (381 amino acids)
Biological process (GO): positive regulation of GTPase activity
Cellular component (GO): plasma membrane; intracellular membrane-bounded organelle
Molecular function (GO): phosphatidylinositol bisphosphate binding; GTPase activator activity
Source: RefSeq, a predicted model, not a curated record
GGAAGAGGACCGACCCUGAACCGCCGCACUCAAGUUUAUUUCUUUUGGAUGACUUAACAGUUCAACAAAAGACAAUUGAGCAACAAUAUGGCACAUGUAAUAUAGCUAUAGACGUUUCAUUUUUGAAAACGAGAAAAGCUUGAAUUAAAAAGCUGAUUCUCUGUGACAUGGCAAAUCGCGAACGUAACAAAAAGAUUCUGCUAGAACUUGCCAAACAACCGGACAACAAUCGCUGCGCGGAUUGUGGCUCCCCUGAUCCAGACUGGGCCUCAUACAAAUUAGGAGUGUUUGUGUGCUUGAACUGCUCCGGGACUCACCGCAACCUGCCCACAGUGAGCCGGAUCAAAUCCAUACGCCUCGACUUCUGGGAUGAUGAGCUGGUACAGUUCAUGAAGGCCAAUGGUAAUAGUUCAGCUCGAGCCUUCUAUGAAAAGGAUGUCCCAGCUUUCUACUAUCGGCCCCAGCCUGGCGACUGCGACAUUCUGAGGGAGCAGUGGAUCAGGGCCAAAUAUGAACGGUUAGAAUUUACUGGAGAGAACAGUCUUCACCAGAAGGUCUACACGUCAAGUGUUCGUGAAGGAGUCCUCUGGAAAAAGGGGAAGGACAAUGGACAUUUUCAAAAGAGGAAGUUUGUACUGUCACUGGAAGAUUUCACCCUAAAAUACUUCACCAAGGAGGAUGAAUCAAAGGGCCCCAAAGAUGUAAUCUCGAUACAGGACCUAAAUGCUUCUUUUCAGCCACAGAAAAUCGGUCAUGCACAUGGCCUUCAGAUCACUUACUUGAAGGAUGGCUUCACUCGAAACCUGUUUGUGUACCAUGAAAGUGGACAGGAGAUCGUAACCUGGUUUAACACCAUUCGAGCCAUGCGUUUUGCCUAUCUGAAGACAGCUUACCCCAGUGCCAGUGAUAAGGAGCUAUUGCCUCAGAUUACGAGGAACUACCUCAAAGAGGGUUUUAUGGAAAAGACAGGCCCAUCACAUCGAGAGCCGUUUAAAAGAAGAUGGUUUAUCCUCGAUGCUGUGGACCGAAAGUUGCUUUAUUUUAAAACUCAACUGGACGCUGAGGAGCUCGGUGUGGUCUUUCUCGGCACAGAGAAGCAUGGCUACUCGGUGAAGGAGAGCUCCACCGCGGGGGCCCGAGGCAACAAGUGGAAGUGCGCCCUGGCGGUGGAGACGCCCGACCGGGUGUUCCUCUUCAUGUGUGAGCAGGAGCGCGAGCAGCGAGAGUGGAUGGAGGCCCUCCGACAGGUCAUCUCCACCCCAAUGCUACCUCAUGACUACACCACUGAAGCAUGUAUCAGACGUCGAAGAUGACCAUGGCAAAUCCAAAGACAAAAUAAUUUCCAGAAAGUGAUUCCAAGUUGUAUCCUCUGAGGAGAUAUUCAUAGUUUACAAGACAAGAUAUUAUAUAUUGUACCAUGUAUAUAUAUAUAUAUAUAUAUUCCCCCCCACAAUAGUCACAUUGUGUUUU